Molecule: messenger RNA, 3690 nt
Organism: Limulus polyphemus (Atlantic horseshoe crab)
Lineage: Eukaryota; Metazoa; Arthropoda; Merostomata; Xiphosura; Limulidae
Product: small G protein signaling modulator 1-like
Exons: 21
Coding region: 31-2790 (919 amino acids)
Biological process (GO): activation of GTPase activity
Molecular function (GO): GTPase activator activity
Source: RefSeq, a predicted model, not a curated record
UCUUCCUCAAGUAGUGACAGCACGAGCAAGAUGAAAAAUACGUCGCAAGCCAAUAAAAAAUCAACUCCAACACAGCACAACCCUCGCUACUUGUGGAUUCGACUGGCUUUGUUCAACAAGCUCUUGGCAAAGAUUGUGGAUCAUGUGGUAGAGAACAGUAGUAAGUACUAUGAGAAAGAAGCCCUUGUGAGUGACCCUGUUUCUGGACAAAUAUUAGCAUCAUUGUUAGUGGGUCCUUGUGCUCUUGACUAUUCCAAAAUGAAGACACAAGAUCAUUUCUGGACAGAUCCACGUGCUGAUGAACUAGUUCAAAGACACCGACUGUCAAGUGGACAUCCUCUUGCUAACGGUUCUUCAACACCACCACCUAAUCGACGACCAGGACUGCAGUAUAGAAAAGAUGCAAGAACAUCAGGUAGCUCGGAAAGUGAACAUCGUGCCGUUCCUUAUGUUGCUAGGGAUUACGUGGAGUCUCUCCACCAGAACUCCCGAUCUACACUUCUGUAUGGGAAAAAUAAUGUUUUAGUGCAGCCGCGAGAAAAUAUCCUCUACUGGGAAUAUGCAAUGAACUUUACUGUGGAAGAUAUAGUGUACUUACAUUGUCACCAACAUGCGGACACUGGAGGAACAAUUGUCCUCGUAGGACAAGACGGAGUUCAACAGCCACCUAUUCUCUUCCCUAAAGGUGGACAUCUGCUAGCAUUUCUCUCGUGUCUGGAGAAUGGUCUUCUGCCUCAUGGACAACUUGAUCCCCCUCUUUGGUCACAGAGGGGAAAAGGUAAGGUGUUUCCAAAGCUUCGAAGGAAGGGUCGUGGCUCCACUCCUAAGAAGUACCAAGACGUUGAAGAUGAAGAAGAAGCUGCAGAUUAUGUUUUUCGUAUUGUGACAUCCCUCAAACCGGACUCUAUAUCUCAAGAAAUGAUGGACCCUACAAUGACCCGCGGGCCUUUCCCCUGGCACUCUCGUGAUGUCGGUGUACGAGCUGCUCAAUUGAAACAUCUUUCAUCAUCAUCAUCAUCAACAUCCAGUAGUAAAUCUUUGACAGAAGAAAACGUUGGACUAGUUACAACAGCCGAUGCCACUAAACAAGCUGCACCAAUUACAAAAAAACGGGCAUUGCUGCCUGUUACUCUAGAAGCUGACAAAACAGUAUCAGCUGGGGAAUCAAUACAAGUUUUGUGUAACACCAUGAGGAGACAGAUAAUUUCCCGAGCCUUUUAUGGAUGGCUUGCUCACUGUCGUCACCUGCGUACAGUCCGUACUCACCUCUCUGGGCUGGUAAACACGGCGAUUGUGUCGUAUAAGGAACCAACCAAUGCAGCUUUAGGACUAACCUCAGAGGUGUGGAAGAACCUCCAGGGAAGUGGCUGUGUAAGAGAAGCCACUGAAAUCUACAGAUUAACUUACUUUGGUGGAAUAGAGCACAGCAUCAGAAAAGAGGUAUGGCCUUUCUUGCUAGGCCAUUAUCAGUUUGAUAGUGCUCCUGAAGAAAGGCAGGAACAUGACAACAGCAUAAGGACAGCAUAUGAGAGAACCAUGUCAGAAUGGCUUGCUGUUGAAGCAAUUGUUCGGCAGCAAGACAAAGAAAUCAUGGCAGCUAACUUAGCCAAGCUCUCCUCGGAAAGUGCCAACAGUGAGAUACCUCUUGUAGGACCUAAAGAUGCCAACUUGAGUAAUGAAGUGUUUGAAGAUAUUAGUCCUGAAGGAUCAUUUGAGGAACCUAAUGAAGAGGACAUUCUUGAAGAAGAAUCUGACAUGAGACAGAGUUCCCGAGAAGCCUUUUCAUCAAAUGAGGAAAAGUACUCAAAAACAGGAGAAGAUGAUGAUUCACAGCCUGUUUCACCUCCAUCUAUGAGAGGACGUUUAAUAAGGCAUCGUCAAGUGGAUAGUCAAAGUAUUGUUAUAACAAAUCCUUCGGUAGACUUCAGUAGUACACAACUGGAAGUUGAGGGUGCUAUUUACAAGAACGAUGAUGGUGAGGCUGAUCUAUCACAAGCUGAAGAGUUCAUCAGAGAUGAAUUGUUGCCUGGAGACUAUGGAGAUGGAGGAAGUCAGCUUUCUGGAGAUUCCAGGUCAAGCUGUGUUUCUCCAGUUUCUUCAAGUGGUGGAGUCUACUCGAUGGAGCUUUUAGACCUAUUCUCAUUGAACCUCCAUAGGAUUGAAAAAGAUGUCCAAAGAUGUGACCGAAACUACUGGUACUUUACCAACGAGAACUUAGAAAAGCUCAGAAAUGUGAUGUGCACGUAUGUGUGGGAACAUUUAGAUGUCGGCUAUGUCCAGGGAAUGUGUGAUUUGGUGGCGCCUUUACUAGUGAUCUUUGAUGAUGAGGUGUUGUCAUACAGCUGUUUCUGUGAACUUAUGAAAAGAAUGGUGGCAAACUUUCCCCAUGGUGGAGCCAUGGAUGCACAUUUUGCCAAUAUGAGGUCCCUUAUUCAGAUAUUGGACGGAGAAAUGUUUGAGCUGAUGCACAAGAAUGGUGACUAUACUCAUUUUUACUUCUGUUAUCGGUGGUUUCUGCUUGACUUUAAAAGAGAACUUAUCUACGAUGAUGUCUUCAGUGUGUGGGAGACUAUUUGGGCUGCCAGACAUGUUGCUUCGAGCCAUUUUGUUCUAUUUAUUGCAUUAGCCAUGGUGGAGUAUUACAGAGAUAUCAUCUUAGACAAUAACAUGGAUUUUACGGAUGUCAUAAAAUUUUUUAACGAAAUGGCAGAAAGACACGAUGCUAAAGCAGUGCUAAAGGUAGCUCGUGAUUUAGUGCACCAAAUUCAAACUCUGAUCGACAAUAAGUAGGUUUUUUGUUAUUUGAACUGUAAAACUAAACCAAAUCCAAUAGUUAUCUGUAUAUUAAAAGAAAUGAAUUUAAAUACUUACAACGUUUUAAUUUUGGUAGUGUUGAAAGAUUAGAAAAAAAUAAGAUGAAAAUGUGUUACAUCAGGUUUUUAAAGUAUGAGUUAGAUUUAUGUUGUUGUUUUUUUUGUAAUAAUAAACACUGGAGAUAUAUGAUGUUUUAGCAUAAAAUGCAAAUAAGGUAAAUUUAUGUUCUUGAUAUUAUCAAUAAGAUCUGAUGACUCAGAUUAAUAUAACCUUUUUUUUUAAUCGCUUUUUUGCUGUAUACUUCCAUUUCUCUAUCAUAUAUGCACUGAUUGUUUACGGUUCCUUUGAUAAUUUACUUUUGUCAAGAAUUUCUGUAUGUUAAACAGGAUGGGACAAAUUAGAAGUAAAACUAUUGACAAACUGUCUGGGCUUCUCAAACCUAAAGUCUUUCACCUAAUGUCUAGAAACUGUGAAAGAAUGGGAUCUGUAUAGGAAAAAAUUUUCUCAAAAACAAAUUGAUUUAAAAUAUUAACAAUUAAAAAAAUCCGUAUUAAUUUGACUACGUAAUUUUAGGUCUUUAGUUAUGAACAUUUCUUAAAUAUUUCCAGACCUUCCAAUAUAGAAAAUAUUUGAUUUUAUAAAAGGAUACUUUAUAGCUUUUUUUUACUUCUUGAGCCUGUGUUAUACACUUGGUUACAAUGUUUUGAUUAUUUUUUAACAGCUUAUUAGAAAUUUUCCACACUGUAUUUUGUAAGAAGAAAAUCUCUUCUGAUAGCUUCUCAGGUCUGUUUAAAUAUAGAAUUUGAAUACUUGGUGGUAGGUUAGUGAUGGUAAAUAAUUAGGCAAAUUCAAUCUCAAAACAAUUUCUUAUAUUUU